Molecule: messenger RNA, 6539 nt
Organism: Herpailurus yagouaroundi (jaguarundi)
Lineage: Eukaryota; Metazoa; Chordata; Mammalia; Carnivora; Felidae
Gene: BCO1
Product: beta-carotene oxygenase 1
Exons: 22
Biological process (GO): retinal metabolic process; carotene catabolic process
Molecular function (GO): beta-carotene 15,15'-dioxygenase activity; carotenoid dioxygenase activity
Source: RefSeq, a predicted model, not a curated record
CCUGACUCCAGACAGAAGCAGUACUCCAGGGGGCCCAGGGCCGAGGAUGUGUCGCAGAAGAUGGCGAAGCUUGUCAGAACGGUACCCUCCUCUGGAGUGAUGGUGCAGCCUGCUCUCCAUCAACUCCGUGGCCCUGGACACUAGGAGGCUAAUCUCUGUGGACUGUGUCACCCACAUUCCUGUGCCGGCUGGCUUCUGCUUGGGUCCGGCAAUGGGAGGCAUUGGCUGGGGAUCAGAAGAAAAAGCAGCUGGCUGGUGAGAUGCCCCUCCACAAUUGGUACCCUACCUUCUUCCCCACAGCAGUCUGUGCCAAGGGUAGUCGCACCAUAAGGCACAGAAUGGAGACAGACCCUAUCUGAUCCACCUGGCCCUCCUCUGGAGAUGGGUCACUGGACGGUUCUCGCACACUGGAAGGAGCUGUGAACACAAUGAGAACAGGCGUCAGACUUUGGGUACCCUGAGUCAUGGAACUGUACAAUGAAUGAAGAAAACAAAACCCCCAAGAGAAAUCCCCUCUGUUUGGCCAAGAGAACCAGGAAAAGAGACCCAAUCGGAUUCCCCAUUAGCUCAUGUUGUUUGUCUGCAGUAGAGAGGAAGUGGCCCAUUUAGGUCUUAGCUUAUCAUGACUUAAGCAAAAGUAGGAUGCUGUACAAACACAUAAAAGCACAGCGACAUUCACGCAAGAAAACAUUCCCACAUCCAUGCGAGCAUCUUUUUCACAUCAUUACCAACUCCUUGGACAGUGACCCAGGAGCGAUUCUACACAGAGCGAACCCAUAAGGACCCAGCUCUUCAAGACUGUUCAUGUGGCCUCCAUAGUGAGAAAACCUGUGCAUGCCAUUUCUGCACUGGGAAAAGAAAAGUGGCCAGAAUGUGGUUCUUUCCCUCGAGGAGUUCACUGUCUAGGAAGGAAGACAGACACCUAAAAACUUAAAGUCAUGCCAGAAGUACCCUCUCAGAGGUGUGGACAAGCCCUACAGGUGCACAGAAGACUCAGCAGACCGUGCUGGGGUUGGAGGAAGUUGCCCUCACACAGUCAAAGGUUUUGCUUCUUCGCCUCAUGACUGCUUUGUGGAUGCAACACGUUCAUGGAGAAAGUGGCCCCAGGAAAGGUAGCCUUCUCUUCCGUGCUUCUUCCCUAAAUUAUACAGGAAGAGGAUCCCACGUUCAAAUCUCUCACCUCUGCUACGUGUUGUGUGACGUGUGGCCCAGGGACACCACCUCACUGAGCGUCAGUUGUUUCCUUGAUAAAAAAGGAAGUGGGGGAGGGAUAGUAACAGUACCUGCCAGGUUUGUGGCAGAAUUUGAAGGUACAGCUUGUGCAAAAUACAGAUGAGGGGGCGCACAUCAGCGAAUGCCUCUCCUUCUCCCCAAGGAAGAGGCGAGACGAAGCCUUCCUGCUUGCCCACUGAGCAUCUCAGAGCCUCCAGACGGCAGACCAUGCACUGUCUGGAAGUGAAUCCUCUCCUACAGGCUCUGCAUCGCUGCUGGAGGUGGCAUGGCCAACUUGUGCAAACGUGUGUGACUUGGGAGGAAGCCCGGGAGAUACCUGACCCAACUUGGGGCCGAAGCCCUGCCGGGCAUCACCUCCGUGGGUCCCCUGCUGCCCUCUGGCUCCCUGCGUCUUCCUGUUUCCCUCUCAGCAACCCCAGCCUGCAGGCCCCAAGUGUGUGGACAUCCCCCCUCUCCCUCUCCUGCGUGCCCUUUUCCUCUGGCCCCUCCUUGCCUCUCCUGCUUCUCUCCUGCCACAGCCCCACCCCUCCAAUAAUCCGGAGCCGUGUAGGAUGGAAUGCCGUGUGGUACUUCUGGGGCUGCCCCCUUUCCAGGAGCGUGCUGCCCGGCUUCUCUACUUGGCCAGCUCCCAGCCACCCUUAAGCUUCUGGCUCAGCAUCACCGUUUUCGGGAAGCGUGGACAUCGCCUCUCUUCAUCAUGCCCCUCGGCCUUGGAGGAUCUUCCUGUGUCACCUGGGAUGUCCCACUGCUCCCGUUGGAUGGGUGGCAUUCCAUAUUUGAGGAACAGGUGAACAAAUGAGUGAAUGAACAAACACAUGGGCUGAUUCACAUUUUUAUCCUGCCAACCAUGGACUCCUCCGACACUUGUACCCUCUACGCUGGCCCGUCACGCAGCCAUCGCUGCCUCUGUCCGCCUCGGUCAUAUACACAUGCCAUCUUAGCAACUCUCCUGCUAUAGCUCAGCACUCAGUAGAACUUUCCCUGGUGAUGGAGAUGUUCUGUCUGCACCUACCAGUAUGGUAGCCACUAGCCACGUGUGUCUGUGGAACCUUCGAAAUAUGGUUAGGAUGAGCGAGGAAUUUAAUUUCAUUGUAAUUAAUUGAUAUUUAAAUUCACAGCCACGUGCUCCGAGUGGCCACUGUGCUGCACAGCACAGCUAAGCUCCCACGUUAAUGCCUUCAUUGCACACGGUCUCUUGACCGAGAGAUCACUGUCCACAGUUUGAAGCCCAAAUUCUUACAUCCCCGCGUGAUCCAACCCCUGAACCACUUUCUGCUCCCAUCUUGGCAGUAGUGGAGACCAACCGUGAUUGCAAGUAUGGCCUCGGGAGCCAAGCAGCUUGGGUUCGAAGCUCAGCUCCGGGGUGCUGAAAAGAAAGGCAAGGAGCUAUUCUGAGCACCGCGACGGACGUGAUCAGAGUCCCGGCGAGAUAGGUAUUAUAAUUCCUAUUUUCAAGAUCAGGCCACUGAGGGUCUGAGAUUUAAGCAAGCGGCUCAGACACUCUGCUGCCCAGAAGCGGAGCUGGAGAGGGAGCUGGAGAUACAGUAAGACGGUUAAAGGCUGACCAGGACUCCCGGCUAUGGGAAUUUGACCUUUGACCAAAGAUAAGGAAGGCCAGUACAGUGCGAAGAGACACCAGGCUCUUGUGGCAUCUGGAUGAAAAGAGAUGUAAGCGAAGGAAGCUGCAGGAAAGCAGAAAGGAGAGAAAAGGAGGAGCCGAGCAGUUGCCUGGAACACGUCGGAGUGUCUGCUCACCGUCCACAUCGCCACCGCCCAGCGCCCCAUGCGAUGGACGUCGUAUUUGGCAGAAAUAAGAAGGAGCAGCUGGAACCCGUGAGGGCCCAAGUGACAGGCAGGAUUCCAUCAUGGCUGCAGGGCACUCUGCUUCGCAAUGGGCCCGGAAUGCACACAGUGGGGGAGACCAGAUACAACCACUGGUUUGAUGGCCUGGCUUUGCUCCACAGUUUCACGAUUAGAGACGGUGAAGUCUAUUACAGGAGCAAAUACCUGAGAAGUGAUACCUACAAUGCCAACACCAAGGCCAACAGGAUUGUGGUGUCAGAGUUUGGAACGAUGGCCCAUCCAGACCCCUGCAAAAACAUAUUUUGUAAAGCUUUUUCCUACUUGUCCCAUACCAUCCCUGAUUUCACAGACAACUGCCUGAUAAACAUCAUGAAGUGUGGAUAAGACUUCUAUGCAACCACAGAGACCAAUUACAUCAGGAAAAUCAACCCACAGACUCUGGACACCCUGGAGAAGGUGGAUUAUCGCAAUUACGUGGCAGUAAAUCUGGCAACAUUGCAUCCUCAUUAUGAUGCGGCUGGAAAUGUUCUUAAUGUGGGCACAUCCAUCAUGGACAAGGGGAAGACAAAAUAUGUGAUCUUUAAGAUCCCUGCCACAGUACCAGAGGACACGAAGGGGAAGAACCCGUUGAAGCACACAGAGGUGUUCGGUUCCAUCACCUCCCGCUCGCUCCUCUCCCCGAGCUAUUACCACAGCUUUGGAGUCACCGAGAACUACGUUUUCCUCGAGUAGCCUUUCAAGCUGGACGUCCUCAAGAUGUCAACUGCGUACAUCCGGGGAGUGAACUGGGCUUCCUGCCUGGCUUUCCACAGGGAGGACCAGACUUACAUUCACAUCGUCGACCAAAGGACUGGGAAGCCCGUGCCGACCAAGUUUUACACGGACCCCAUGGUGGUGUUUCAUCACGUCAACGCCUACGAAGAGGACGGCUGCCUUGUGUUUGACGUCAUCGCCUACGAGGACGGCAGCCUUUAUCAGCUCUUCUACUUGGCCAACCUGAACCAGGACUUGGAGGAGAACUCCAGGCUCACCUCCAUUCCCACCCUCCGGAGGUUCGCCAUGCCCCUCGAUGUGGACAAGAAUGCAGAAGUGGGAUCAAAUGUAGUCAAACCGGCAUCCACAACGGCAAGAGCACCAUGGGAAGUCUGGGGCCAACUAUGUUCCCAGCCCGCGGUGAUGGGGACUUCAUCAGCUGUGUCCUUCUCUCCAGUCUUAGAGCUGCCUCGGAUCAAUUAUGCUCACAACGAGAAGCCCUACCACUAUGUCUUUGCAGCCGAAGUUCACUGGAGUCCCAUCCCAACCAAGAUCCUGAAAUACGACAUUCUCACAAAGUCAUCCUUAAAAUGGGGACAGGAGCACUGCUGGCCAGCAGAACCCCUGUUUGUCCCCAUGCCGGGUGCCAAGGGCGAGGAUGAUGGAAUUAUCUUACCAGCCAUCGUCUCUACCGAUCCCCAAAAGCUUCCUUUUCUGUUUGUUCUGGAUGCCAAAAGUUUCACAGAACUGGCUCGUGCGUCCAUUGACGCAGAGGUGCACCUGGAUCUCCACGGGUUAUUCAUCCCAGACGCAGACGGGGACGCGAGGGAGCAGGCCCCUUCCCAGGAACAGCCGGACAGGAUUCCAGACUGCCAUGUGGCCCCAUGGACCUGAGUGGGUUGGGCCUGUGGGCUCACUUCCUCUCUGGGUGAAGGGGGAUCCUUCAUUUCCUUUUGACCUUAUGCUUUCUGCGGUGGCUUUGAGACAAAGGUAUGGAAAUAGUGUCUUUUCUUUCGUCUUAUUUUGGCCCUAAAACCAUUGUUUGAAAGUGGAUCAAAUAUGUAUUGAUUAGCUUAAGCGUUUCCAAGAAAGCCCUUUUCCUUUCUUAUAAAACCAUGCCCAGAAAUUGUAUGAAGGCACAUAAUCAUCCUUCUUAGAAUGAGCAACCACUGAUGUACCAGAGAAGAGGCAGGUAACUAUUUGUCAUUGCUCCUUCCUCCUGCCCCUCGUCUCCCUCUUUCCAGUAGACUAGACUGUGCAUCUGGGAGAUCUAGAUUUCUCAACCAUGCGUUGUUAGUAAAAUCUGUGGCCAGGAAGGCAUAUUGCCUUGUGGUCAUUCCAUGCAAGGCAUGGCAUAAUGUAAAAUAGUGAAAGUGUUAAAGUCUGUUCCAACCUUAUUUAAUUUUUACGUGGCUUCUUUUCUCUGAAGUUCUUCUAAGGCAAUAAAAUAGAGUGCAGUUCGUAGCCAGCCAGAUGCCCUAGUACAACAGAUUGGGACAGCAGAUUGGUGUGGCAGUCCCCUUUGCAGGAGAGGGUUAAGGAGCUGGAUGGUGACCCAACUGGCCAUGGCCAAGGGGCUAGAAUCCAGGACCAAGGCCCAGGCCAGGGCUGGCAUGAGGAGUUCUUGCCUAAUGCUGAGAACCAGGGCAGGGAGCCCUGCCAGUGUUUGUAGGGGAGAGAAGGCUCCCCAAGCUUAAUGUGCUGCUGGGAUAGACCAGGUGUUUGGGCAGAGAUGGAAGGAGGUUGGUAGUAGGGAUGAUGGAAGCUUGGAACACGCCAAGAAGGGUCCCACGUGAGUACUGGGAACCCAUGGACAUUUGAGUCUCACCUUUAUAGUCCAGUGGGUUUGUGGUAUAGAGACCCAAAGGCAGGCAAGAUAAUCCUCAAGGACCCAUGUCAUAGGGUCAGAGAAGCUGGGAUUCCACCCUUAUUCUGCACCUGCCUCCUCUCCUAAAUCUGGAUUUCACUCAGUCACCAGUAGAGAUUCAGUGACAUGUAUUGAGACAGGAAGAAAGGAAUCUCUGGUGACAUUGCAUGGAAUACCCCAGAGCGGGCAGAGCUCUGAAGGAUGGUCUGGACUUUUACCCUGCAAAAACACCAUGAAGCCAUACUUAGCUCCCACUGAAAUGCAGGGUCCAUCAGGUCUGGGGGUUGGGUUUUGUUUUGGGGGUGUUUUUUGGACAUUUUUAUUUAAACGAUUGAAGAUUCAUGUACGCGUGUAAGAAAUAAUACAAAAGAGAUCCCUCGUGGACUUUACCCAUUUUUUCCAAUGGUAACAUUAUAGUAUAGUUAUCACAACCAGGAUAUGACAUUGAUUCAGUCCAUACAUCUUUUUCAGAUCCCCCCAGUUUUAUUUGUAUUCGUUGGUGUGCAUGCUUAGUUCUACACAAUUUUAUCAUGCGUGUAGAUUCCUUAUUCCACCGCCAUGAUCAAGAUACCAAAUGGCACAUCAACACAAAGAUUCUGUGGGGUGCUUUCUUAUCACUAUACCUACCUGUCUCCCACCAUGACCUUCCCCCAUCCCUAACCCAUGGCAACCACCAUUUCUAAAAUUUUAUCAUUUGAAAACUGCUGUAUCAAUGGAAUCACCAGUAUUAACUGUUGGGGAUUGACUCUUCUCCACAGAAUUGCUUGCAGACUCAUCCACAUUGUUCUAUGUUGGGUGUGUUUUGUUCACUACUGUAUCUUCGGCACCUAGAACACUGCCUGGUGCCUCACAGGCUCUCAAUAAUAAAUAUUUGUUGAGUGAU